AUGUGGCCUCCGUCGUUCCUGCGGUCCGAUCACCGCACCAACCAUGUCAAACGCCAUCUCGCCAAGGCCGCCUCCAUGCCGACCGAAGCCGAGCCGUCCAUGUCGCUGCUUGAUCUCGAGCCCAAGCUUGCGCUCGAGCUCGGGCCCAGGUCCUCUGCCGCGUCG
Molecule: messenger RNA, 165 nt
Organism: Protopolystoma xenopodis
Lineage: Eukaryota; Metazoa; Platyhelminthes; Monogenea; Polystomatidea; Polystomatidae
Source: the annotation of a GenBank genome assembly